AUUGAUAAAGGUCUUGCAUUCGGUCGCAAGUGAGCCGCGAUACCGGAUCUCCUGUACCUUCACUUUCCUAUACCGAGACCGGGGAAAAGUAAAAAAAAAAAAAAGCCACCAUGCCGGUUGACUUGAAUGGGUACUGGAAAAUGAUUUCCAAUGAUAACUUCGAGGAGUACUUGAAAGCCCUCGACGUGAAUGUUGCCAUUAGGAAAAUCGCCACUUUGCUGAAACCCGACAAAGACAUCGCUCAUAACGGCAAUCACAUAACCAUCAAGACGCUGAGCACAUUCAAAAACUACAACAUGGACUUCGAGGUUGGAAAGGAAUUCGAGGAGGAUUUGACCGGGGUGGAUGAUCGGAAAUGCAUGACCACGAUCAACUGGGAGGGGGACAAGCUGGUGUGCGUGCAGAAGGGAGAGAAGGAAGGCCGUGGCUGGACCCACUGGGUAGAGGGGGAUGAGCUUCACUUGGAAUUGAGAGUCUGUGGAGUGAUCUGCAAACAAGUCUUCAAGAAGCAGACCUAAGCCAGCCCUAGCAACAAGAGAACAGCGCCCCCUGCUUGCAGGCGCAGAGGGACACACACGCAAGCCAAACCUCUGACAGAAGUUCCCUCUCCGUUCAUCCAUCCACCUAAACCCCCCAAAUUCCACACAUGUUUACACCCCUCUCUCUGUCAGGACUGUAUUGAUCACUAAGCACUGCCCCCAUUCCAUGCAUUACCCAUGUCUCCACUGGAGA
Messenger RNA from Megalops cyprinoides (Indo-Pacific tarpon), 732 nucleotides. RefSeq names its product retinol-binding protein 1-like. Gene Ontology annotation, molecular function: fatty acid binding. Gene Ontology annotation, biological process: fatty acid transport. Lineage: Eukaryota; Metazoa; Chordata; Actinopteri; Elopiformes; Megalopidae. Gene Ontology annotation, cellular component: nucleus; cytosol. The record is from RefSeq and is a predicted model, not a curated record. The transcript is spliced from 4 exons. Bases 111 to 518 code for a protein of 135 amino acids.